Molecule: messenger RNA, 457 nt
Organism: Vavraia culicis subsp. floridensis
Lineage: Eukaryota; Fungi; Microsporidia; Pleistophoridae
Exons: 1
Source: RefSeq, a predicted model, not a curated record
ACACUGUCUGCUCUUUACAUUUGCAGCUCUGUCUCAUCUUCUGAUGUUCUAGGUGGUUCAUUGCAGCAACAUGUGUGGUGUAGCUCCUAGUUCACAGGAUGUUAAAAAUACAAGCCGAGCCAUGUAUAACUCAAAAAUUAAGCAAAACCAAUCCUACCAUUCAAGCAAACCAUGUAUGUGCUUGAAAUGUUACAAUUCAUUCAUCAUCAAUUUUUGCAAAUUAGCUCCUGAUACCAUCAACAUGAUCCAAGGUAUGACCUCGAACGAUGUAUCACAAGAUAUGUUUGAUACACAGCGUGGUAGACAGCUUUUAACAUUGAUCAACAGCAUAAAGAAAGGAACUGUGCAGUACCACUUAUUUUGCUACAACCUCUUUAGAGGCGUGUUCAACAAUGCUGAGCUUUUACAUGAAUACGUUACGAUACUAGAACAGCGCGGAAACGGGAAAGAAAAAUGU